AUGCAAGUUUAUAAAGAGGCUUAUGAAAAGAUGAAGGGAGAAUUCAAGGAGGUCACAGUCACGAAGAUUCCUAGAGCUGAAAACGGAAGAGCAGAUGAGUUGGCUAAAAUGGCUAGUUCCCUGAGUACAUGGACGCUCGACCGGUCUAUAGCGCAGACCUUCCUGGUAGCCCAGAUAGAUUUACAGAAUAACGCGGGAGAAGUAAUUGACUGGAGGGCGCCCAUAAUGAGCUUUCUUCAGCAAGGGGCCAUACCCACCAGCCCUGAGGAAGCGCGUAUGAUCAGGAGGCAAGCCCACUCUUAUGCAAUGAUUGGGGAUCAGCUGUACAAAAAGUCUUUUUCCAGACCUCUACUCAAGUGCCUGAAUAUGGAGGAAGCGGACCAGGCCUUGCGAGAGAUACAUUCGGGGUGCUGUGAAGUACCAGAACCUGACGCACAGACCUACAGAGCUGCUGAGAACUUCUACAGUAUCCUGCCCUUUCGACCAAUGCGGUAUGGAUAUCGUGGGGCCUUUCCCGAUGGCUACUGGGCAGAGACGCUUCUUGUUGGUAGCAGUAGACUACUUCUCUAA
This is a messenger RNA of Zingiber officinale, 570 nucleotides long. RefSeq lists its product as uncharacterized. The transcript is spliced from 2 exons. The record is from RefSeq and is a predicted model, not a curated record. NCBI's taxonomy places the organism in Eukaryota, Viridiplantae, Streptophyta, Magnoliopsida, Zingiberales, Zingiberaceae. Bases 1 to 570 code for a protein of 189 amino acids.